Mercenaria mercenaria is the source of this 1405-nucleotide messenger RNA. RefSeq lists its product as uncharacterized. The transcript has 6 exons. Gene Ontology annotation, cellular component: mitochondrial outer membrane. Bases 155 to 1405 code for a protein of 416 amino acids. The record is from RefSeq and is a predicted model, not a curated record. Lineage: Eukaryota; Metazoa; Mollusca; Bivalvia; Venerida; Veneridae. Gene Ontology annotation, biological process: mitochondrial protein catabolic process; mitophagy by internal vacuole formation.
CUGUGUACGUGUUUACCUAAUCGAUUAAAUACAAGAUUUGUUAACAUUUAAACCAGGAAGUAAUAUGGUUUAUUACGAUUAUUAGUUCUUUGAAAAACAUAUUUUUAUUUUCAGUUUUCUCUGAAUUUUGAAGGACAGCAAAAUAACAUUCAAAAUGGAGAGUAAAGUUAUACAAUUACUGGAACAUCUGAUGGAAAAACAUUAUGAAACAGCAAAAAGAGCAUGCGGUGAUGCGAAGAUAGAGAUCAGUGAUGUCGAAAGAACUCACGGAACAGUUUUCACAACAAGCCAGAAAGAAGCUGUUGAGGAAGUGAAAAAAAUAAUAAAAAAUUUAGAUGGUAAACAGUUUGUAGCAGCUCAUAAAUCAUCGUUAUCUACUACUUCAAAGUAUUCGCAGCACGUGGGAUCUCUUCUGAAGGGACGUAGAAAUGAAGCGCCGACAAAAGAUCAGAAUGGCGGUAGAAACAACCCGAAACAAGAUCCGUAUCGACAGGAGUGUCACCACAUCAAAACCAGCGACAUGAAUAAUCAGUCCUAUACUAAUGCACAGAGAGAACACGCCCGACGUUCUGACCAAAUGCCUAGCAAAAGAAAAGAUGAAGGUCGAAACUAUAACACACAACAAAAUAGUUUGAUUCAGUCCAAAGAAACAAAGAGAGAUUCUCAAGCAUCCAAAAGUUUACAAAACUCCACAAGAGCACAAAUUGAAGCCGAAAGUAUAAUUGCCGACCAGUUAGACGAGAAUCUUCGUCAAAACCAGAAAAGUAAACGGGCUAGCCAGGCGAUGAGACUUAACAACGCUGACAUCGCAGACCUGAGUGAUACCAACAGACCAACGAAACUGGCCGAAAGAUUCUCUGAGCUAUAUGAUAAUGAGUGGACCGAAGCAUUCGAAUCCCUGUCUAAGCAGAACCUACCUGAGAGGGAUAUUAUUAGACGACUUCUUGAAAUUGUUCAGGAAGCAUAUGACUUUUGUGACAAAGAAGCCAACGAACAACUUUUAAAGGUACAAUGUGCAUUUGUAGAAAUACUCAAAGGAGAACAGGUUACCGGAUCGAAAUACAAAGGAGGCCAAAAUGAUAAAGGGAAGGAAUUGCUGGUGCAAUACCGGAAAGAUAUUGCAGGAAAAGCGUUACCAAGACUACAGGACGAAUUUUGCAAGGUGCGUGCAGGUAUACCCAGGGAAGAAAAAAUAGUAAAGUAUGCUAACAAAGCCGUAGAGGUUGCUUGGUGGAUGGCAGUACAAGAUCCUCCGGUUUAUAUGUGCCCUACUGUAACAACAGAUUUCGACCCUAAUCUAUACAGAGCUUACACACAAUCGGGCAAGACACCAGAUUGGCCUGCAUUAAGAUUGCAUAGACAAGGAGGUGUGCUCAUGAAAGGUGUCGUUCAAUACAAAAACUAA